This is a messenger RNA of Arabis nemorensis, 642 nucleotides long. The record is from the annotation of a GenBank genome assembly. Lineage: Eukaryota; Viridiplantae; Streptophyta; Magnoliopsida; Brassicales; Brassicaceae.
AUGGGAUCAACCGUGGCGACCACUCUCCUCCUCCUCCUAACGGCAGUCCCUGCCAUCUUCGCCGUGACUUUCCAGGUCGGCGAUACUGCUGGUUGGACCACUGGGGUCGAUUACACAACUUGGGUCACUGGAAAGACUUUCAGAGUCGGUGACACUUUAGAGUUCCAGUAUGGUCCUUCGCAUUCAGUCUCUGUGGUGGGUAAAGCCGGGUUUGAUAGCUGCGAUGGAAGCGGAGCCACGCAGAGCUUUUCCGAUGGAGACACUAAGUUCGAUCUUACAACAGUUGGAACAAUACAUUUCCUUUGCCCUACUCCUGGUCAUUGCCUCAGUGGCAUGAAAAUCGCCGUUUCCGUCCUCGCCGCAGCUCCAACUCCGAGCACUCCUUCUCCACCGUCUUCCCCAAGAUCGCCACCGCCUUCUCCACCGUCUUCCACUCCUUCUCCGCCGUCUUCCCCCAAAUCGCCACCAUCUCCACCGUCUUCCAUUCCUUCUCCAAGUAAACCACCGACUCCAUAUGCUUCUCCGCCGACGGAGUCAGAUUCUCCAUUGACACCUCCACCACCACCAAACGCGGCGUUUAAGGGAGUCAUGAGCUAUGGAGUGAUCGGAGUCACGAUGGUAUUGAUGUAUGGUGCUAUAUGA